AUGACGACUGGGUCCCCGACCAUCACAGGCACCAUUACUUCCACCAGCAGCACCACCCGCAACACCAGCACCAUCACCAUCAACUCCAUUACCAGCACCAAGAACAGCACGAGGCCGAGCAGCGCUCUCAUCUCGCCGACACAUCUGAACUGGCCCCACGGCUACCUCCUCCCGAGGCCCCUGUGA
Molecule: messenger RNA, 186 nt
Organism: Purpureocillium takamizusanense
Lineage: Eukaryota; Fungi; Ascomycota; Sordariomycetes; Hypocreales; Ophiocordycipitaceae
Exons: 1
Coding region: 1-186 (61 amino acids)
Source: RefSeq, a predicted model, not a curated record